This is a messenger RNA of Patiria miniata (bat star), 1846 nucleotides long. RefSeq names its product manganese-dependent ADP-ribose/CDP-alcohol diphosphatase-like. The transcript has 3 exons. Gene Ontology annotation, molecular function: 2',3'-cyclic-nucleotide 2'-phosphodiesterase activity; manganese ion binding; ADP-ribose diphosphatase activity. NCBI's taxonomy places the organism in Eukaryota, Metazoa, Echinodermata, Asteroidea, Valvatida, Asterinidae. The coding region runs from base 362 to 1402 and encodes 346 amino acids. The record is from RefSeq and is a predicted model, not a curated record.
CUGUUCGUCUUUUAUAGCAGGCGAUUGUUCGGUUCGCCGGCCAGUUUUAUGUCAUGCGUGUCGGCGACCGAAAUCCACCAAUAAUUCUGAUUUAGUUUGACCUGUAAACACGGUAUACAACAACGCAUUGUUUACGGGUCUAUGAUUUAGUGUAUUGUAUAACUUUGGGCUUCAUAAUAUGAAGCUAUGGGUCGUGGAAAGCAUCAUCACUAGACCACGGAACUAGCUGAGGCUAGCUAGCACAGCAGUGCAUGGAGUGAGUGCUUUCCGCCAGCCGGCCGCCUGUGUGCAACUGCAACUGCACUGCAACUGCACUGUACUGCAAGUGCAAGACCUGCCGCCUAGCGCCUAAAACCAAAAAAUGGAGGACACGGCAUCUGCUUGUCUGUUUUCAUUUGGUGUGAUUUCAGACAUUCAGUAUGCUGACAUAGACAACCGCCUGAACUCCACAAAGACACACACAAGAUACUACCGCAAUGCCGUGGCACUUCUGACUAAAGCCAUAGACUACUGGAACAGCGAUGUCUCAGCGAUGCGGCCAGAUUUUGUCAUGCAGUUGGGAGAUAUCAUUGAUGGUUUUAACAAUGAAGGAGGCAAGUCACAAUCACUGCGCAGUCUCAGGGUAAUCUUGAACCAGUUUGAUAGGCUUCCAUGUACCGUACAUCAUGCACUCGGUAACCAUGAGUUCUACAAUUUCAAUCGAGUUGAGAUAAUGAACAGUAGGCUUUUCUCAGGAGUUCAGUUUGAGACUACUCCAAGAGAUUCCAAGUGUGAGUGUUUUCCUGACUUGAUCCAGCCCAAUGAAUUCAGUGCAGAGGGGUUGGCUUCAUAUUACCAUUUCAGCCCAGCUCCAGGAUUUCGGUUUGUGGUCUUAGACACAUUCAAUGAAAGCAUCAUUGGUCAUGUGGAAAAGUGCCCCAUUAAUCAGCAGUCACUGCAUCGUGUACGUACAGUCAACAAGAACGAUGAUCUGGAAUCUCCUGCUGGGUUGAAAGUCUCCGAAAAGCGAUUUCUGGCUUAUAAUGGAGGGCUUGGAGAGAAGCAGUUGGAAUGGCUUGAAGAUGUACUGCAAGGAGCAUGCUCCACUAAAGAAAAAGUCAUCUUGUUUGGGCAUGUUUCAAUCUACCCAGUCAAUGGAGAUCACACAUGUCUGUUGUGGGAUUAUCCAAAGGUUGACAAGAUGUUGCGAGCCUUUCCCUGUGUUGUUGCUGCAUUUGCCGGCCAUACCCACAACUAUGCACACACCAUUGAUGCGUCGUCUGGUAUCCACUUUGUUACCUUGCCUGGUAUAGUGGAGGUUCCACCCGGCAGUAAUGGCUUUGGCACCAUUCUGGUGUACGCCGACAAACUUGUCCUUCAUGGAGUUGGACAAAUGGGUUCUCUUGAGAUGAUAUUUGCUUAAUUAAAGCAUCCAAAUGACUGAUAUCUUAUAACACAUCCUGGGUUUAUGCUUUAUGGUGGGUUUAGAGUGAGUGUGGUGAGAUUAUGCAAUGCAAAUUAAUGAUAUUAUUGAUAGGAUUUCUCUGUUCUUCUCUUAUUGUAUAUAAUAGUUAUCCAAAGGAAGACAAGUGUUACAUGUGUUUGUUUAUGGUAUAAAUCGAGGACACACACGUGCAACAUUAUCGAUGAAUCGAGGACAGGAACCAAAUCGAGGACUCCUCGGUUGGAAAACAUGUACAAAACCAAUGAGAGCCGUUGCAAAAAAGUUACAAACAAAGGAAAAGGGAAGAGGAACAAAAGAAAAUCCUCGAUUUACACCAUCAACAAACGUGCUAGUGUGUGUGUGUGAUCUUCCAAUACAAUGCACUGUACUUUUGUAAGCUCUGUUGAUAUCGAUAUUUUUUAU